Molecule: messenger RNA, 2656 nt
Organism: Monopterus albus (swamp eel)
Lineage: Eukaryota; Metazoa; Chordata; Actinopteri; Synbranchiformes; Synbranchidae
Gene: micu3b
Product: mitochondrial calcium uptake family, member 3b
Exons: 15
Coding region: 17-1480 (487 amino acids)
Biological process (GO): mitochondrial calcium ion homeostasis; calcium import into the mitochondrion
Cellular component (GO): uniplex complex
Molecular function (GO): calcium ion binding
Source: RefSeq, a predicted model, not a curated record
CUCAGUGUAAACAGCCAUGGCCGCCCUGCGCAGGCUCGUCUCCUCAUUCACUAACAGCUCCAGAACAGGGACGUUUGCAGCGGGGAAACGACACAAACCCUCAAACGCGGCUACAGCGCUGAAAGUUAUUGCAGCUGGAGGCUGCGUCACCGUCGCGGUCGGUGCUGCCUAUUAUUUCCCGUUUGUCGGUAGGCGCUCCAGAAUGAGGAGCCAUGUCGAGGCUCGACUCAUGCAUCUGGCGUUACCAUCGGUUCUGGCCACAGAUAAGGUGAGGACCUAUGGUCUGGAUGAUGGAGAUGUGUACAUGUCAUCCUAUGAGAACAGAUUUCACCUGUUCAGUUCAGUGGAGUACGAGGGCCAGCUCUACAUGACUCCACUCAACUUCAUCGAGUCUGUCACUCUGAAUGAACCCAGAAGCAGCAGAGUACGGAAGUCACUCACAAAAAAGGAGUUAGACAAGAUGCUGGCUGACACCCCACCUGUUUGGAAAGGAUCAUCUAAUUUGUUUAGAAAUCUUCAUGAACGAGGUGUCAUCAGUUACAGCGAGUACCUCUUCCUGCUCUGCAUUUUAACAAGCUGCUGUCUUUCAGAGCCCCAUGCAGGAUUCAGGAUUGCCUUCAACAUGUUUGAUGCAGAUGGAAAUGAAAUGGUGGACAAAAGGGAAUUCUUGGUGCUGGAAGAAAUUUUUCGUAAGAAAAAGGAUAAAAAAGACGUUUCUGAAGACAUGCAGCGACUCAACCAGCAGAGUCUGCAGCUUUACGGCCAUCAAAAAUCCCAGCCACACACUGUUCACAAAAAAGACAGUCAGCAUGUGGAGACCCGGGGCAUGUGGGAUGUUCUCAGACGUGGCACAAGUCAAGUUCUGUUUUCUGAUCUCCCAGAGCGUGUGGAUGACAAAGCAGAGACAACACUCCUGGUCCACUUCUUUGGGAAAAAAGGCAAAGCUGAACUGAAAUUUGAAGAGUUUUACAAGUUCAUGGACAACCUGCAGACAGAGGUGCUUGAGAUAGAAUUCCUUUCCUACUCGAAAGGCAUGCCCAACAUUAGCGAGGAAGACUUUGCCCGGAUCCUCCUCCGCUACACCAACUUGGACGAUGUCAGCACAUAUUUGGAGAAUGUGCGCCACAGCGUGCCAGAUGAAAAGGGAAUCACAUUUGAAGAGUUCAGGUCCUUCUUCCAGUUCCUGAACAACCUGGAGGAUUUCACCAUUGCCAUGCAAAUGUACAACUUUGCCAAUCGCUCCAUUGGACAAGAGGAGUUUACCCGUGCGGUGUAUGUGGCUACAGGCAUUAAGCUGACCCGACACUUGGUAAGCAUCGUCUUCAAGAUCUUUGAUGAGGAUCACGACAAUAAACUCAGCCACAAAGAGUUUAUCGGCGUAAUGAAGGAGCGGCUGCACCGUGGCGAUGGGGGCGUCCGUGCGGAUGAGAAGUUCACCUCUUUCAAGUCCUGCAUGAAGAAGGAGCUUUCAGGCAAAUAGGUGAAAAGCCCAUCACCAGUGCAUGUCUCCCGGACUGGAUGAGCUCGGCCUCCUCUGCACUCUCCAACAGGACAGAAGGGUUAAUGCAUGCUGCAACAUGUUAUUGCACUGUGUCAGAACUGAUCAAAUAAGCAGGAUGUGGCACAGGCAGGAUGUGGUCGGCCUAAUGGGAAGCCGUUUCAAGUGACCCAUUAUGAAUCUAACAAGAAAAUCCACUUAACUCCAUGUUGCAGGACUCUAAUUUGCACAAAUUAGUUUGUUUAACUGCUUUUUCCUGCUGUUUAUUGAGUCAUCUACUUGUAAAAAUGCUGAACAGUUUUAAGAUUGUUAACAGUGACUUUAUUUAUUUAUCUAGAGUUCCAACAUUGUGUUAUUACUGCUCUGCUUGUUUGAUUCAAAGUGAUUUUCCUUUUGUCCUGAGCUGGAGUCUGUACAGUGGAACCUUUGUCCUUCUGUCUGUUCUGCAGCCCCCUGCACAGAUCAGCUUAGGACAGCAGUAACUCCCCUCCCCCAGUCCACAUCCUCCUCAUUCCCAAAUCACUGCAACUAGAAUCCUCCUGGAACCCCAGGGCCAGCAAGCCUGAACACCUUCCCUCUGUCUUUAGCUGCAAGCAGCUUUGUUAACGGUGUUAAUCAUUUCAUGGCUAGUAAACAGAAGUGCUAUAUUCACUGGCAGGGAUGACCUCUUUACAAAUAAAUAUGCAAAAUACUGAAGCCAUAUGUUUGCUCCAAUCUAUUAGUUUAAUUUAGUGAUGUUUUAAGGAGCAAUGUUAUCCCUUUAAGCUCUGUAAGGACACCCUUUUUAAAGAUAUACCCACUUCUGCUAACUCUGGUUUCCAAGUACAAUGUUUGCUUAUAGAUUGAAGUUAUGUACACAGGAUAUCAACAUGUUACAUGCUGUAUAAUAUUGGCCAGACUAAUGUAUUUGUACUCAGACUACUUUCUGAAUAUUUGCAUCAGUUAGUCUACCUCUUGAAGUGCGCUGGAAACUUCUCGCCAGGUGUCAUGUCUUAACUGUGACACUGGUGUUAGAGCAGAUGUGCUGUGUAAUGACAUAGUGUAAUAAAUAUAAGUGACUAUUUAGAUUUGUGGUUAUUAUUGGCUAUCUGCUAGUCUCACAAAAGCACAUGUGUUACAAUCAGUGUUUUCACAAGCCACCUAAUAAACUGCUCUCAA